UAACUGCUCACAUUUGUUUAUUUUUAACAUUUUGGAAUUUUGUUAAAUAUUUUGUAAUUAGUUAUCAUGUUAAUUUAAAAUUUUUACGUAUAUUUAAAUCAUGAAGGAUCUUGAGGAUGCAGUGUAAAGUGUGUUCUGUGAUUUGAUAUCGAUGCUGCAAUAAUCGCUGCUAAAAUACUUGAACCUAAGUCAGUAAAAACUCCAUGUGUAAUCACUGCAAAUAAUUCAGUUAGCAGAAUCAAAAUAAACUUCACUUUUCUUUCAAUACUUCACGUUAGAGUGUCGCCAUGGCGGAUCACUUUUGUUUACGAUGGAAUAAUUACCAGAGUAAUAUGGUCUCUGAAUUGGAUAGUCUGAGAUCCGACAAAGACCUGGUAGAUGUAACGUUAAGCUGUGAAGGCCAUUUACUGAAAGCACAUAAAGUCAUACUUUCAGCGUGUAGUUCCUAUUUCAGAAAUGUAUUCAAGGAUAAUCCAUGUAAACAUCCCGUAGUAAUUUUGAAAGAUGUAAAUCAUGAAGAUGUCGAAGCGUUAUUAAAUUUCGUGUAUCAAGGCGUAGUAUACAUAUCGGAAAAGAAACUAGCAUCAUUUUUGCAAACUGCCGAGCUUUUACAAAUUAGAGGCUUAACUGGAGCCGCAACCAUUAAAGAGACUGCAUUCGAGGAUUCUGCAACGAAUCAGAACAAAUUAAAUGACAAAACCAGUGUUCCCCCUCCUCCUCAGUUAUUGACAGCAAAUGUGAUAAAUUCGUGGAAACAGAAUGCCUCUCAAACAUCGUGUUCGUCAUCAAAAUCAUCUCAGAGUAAUCCUCCGAGUCCUUCGCUUCCUUCGGUAAAACGUAAAAAAAGUAACCCUAGUAGAAUACCGCAGAAAGAGAACCUCGAUUCGACUGAUACUAACAGUAACCAAGAUUGUUCUGAAGCUGAGAGUGAUACAGCACCACUUAAAAGAGAAACCGUCGAAGAUGCUGAGAUGUCAGAAGAUUACAAGUAUCUAGAAGAUAUUUCUAAAGAAGAAAGUAGUCGUGAUAAUUCGGCAUUCUACGAUAAUCUCGAAUCAGACGAAACUGAGGAAGAAAAUGGCGACCCGAGCAAACCUAAAUUAUCGAAUAUGAACGCCGACAAGCUCUUAGGUCUUUCAAACUCAACGAAUUCGAAUUUCAUGAAUAUGAUGGCCAAUUAUCCUUCAUCUCAAUCUACAUCAGAUCAAAAUUCCUCUUUAUCUGAAUCCAAAUGGAAAUGUAUGUUACCUCAAGAAUGUAAAAUUUGUCAUAAGAUUUUUUCCAAUGCUGGAAACUUACGUCAACACGUAACUAACGUUCAUACUCCUGGACAACCGGUUCAGUGCGAAGUUUGUAAAAAAGAAUUUAAAAACAAGGAGUACCUGCGGAAGCACAAAGUCAUCAUACAUAAGGCUCCUUUACGCAAACAAAAAAUGAUCUCGGCGGCGUUCCCUAUUAAUCGCGAGUCACUUCCUCUCGCUUGGAACCUAUGGGAACAAAAUUAUCAACAAUAAGGAUACAUCUAGCUGCAAAUAAUCUCGCGCUUAUAUUAGCCGAUUUUCAACGAUCUACGUAAUCGAUUGUUCCUAUUUAUUUUACUAGUUUUGUUUUAUUACGUAAUCUUUUGCCAUAACAGUGAUUUAUUUAUUUUUUAAUUUUUAUUUAUUAGAUGGAAUAUUUUCUAUGACAUAAGAAAAGACUGCGGUUAUUUAUUUAUUAUUAACGUUUUAAUUGUAUUUUCGUAUUUAGGUAUCGGAUAUCGAUUCUGAUACUUUUUUGUUUGUUUGUUUUUAUUUUAUUUUAUUUCAUUUCAUUUCAUUUUAAUAGAUUACUCGACGUUAGCGUAAUAUGAUCAAUUUGCGAUACGAUUAUAAUAGUCUUGAUAUGGGAAAAAAGUCUUUUGUUUUUUCUAAUAUACCUAUACUUUUGUGAUUGUAUGGUGAUAAUUUUUAUGUCCUAGAAGAUAGUUCGUUGAUUUUUCUAAUUAUUAUUGUUCAUUAUUGUGAUUUGUUUUGUAUAUGGUAAAUUUUAUGUGGAUUUAUUUAGGUAGUAGGUAGGUACAAGGUACUACUCAUUCGAGUUUCGUACAGUGAGGUCGAAUAAUUUUGAAUACAUUCAAGGUAGGUCAUGAUUUCAACAAUUUAUUUUGAUAAUACGAACAUCUGAUUCGUUGAGAACACGAAAAACCUCUUGUGAUUGGACGAAUUCAUUAUCUACCUAAAAUGUAUCACUCUACUUCAUGUAGUCGUACUGAUCAACUAGUCUGGAAAGUGCUCCGGAGAAUGCUUAAUUCGUAUUUUAUUUAGAACUGGAUUGAGUCGUUCUACUUAUUGAUGUAAAAGUAGACAAUCAAUUUUUUCGUACAGACUGAGGUAUUUUGUGAUAAUUACGUGUAAGAUUGUAUUUCAUUUAUCGUAAUACCUGUAUACGUAGAAUGUAAUUUUAAUUUUUUUUUCAACUCGAUGAACGACAACAUUCGUUAUUUUACGACUAGAUCGUAUCUUUAAUGAUGUCUUAUUGUGUUGGUUUUUGUAAAAAUAGGUUUAAGGAACUGGAAAGAAUUUUAUACCAUAAUGGUUUUCGAUGUAAUUAAAUAUACUGGUUUAUUGAA
This is a messenger RNA of Planococcus citri (citrus mealybug), 2611 nucleotides long. Its product is annotated as broad-complex core protein-like. The record is from RefSeq and is a predicted model, not a curated record. Gene Ontology annotation, molecular function: protein binding. Gene Ontology annotation, biological process: regulation of transcription by RNA polymerase II. NCBI's taxonomy places the organism in Eukaryota, Metazoa, Arthropoda, Insecta, Hemiptera, Pseudococcidae. The transcript has 7 exons. The coding region runs from base 288 to 1514 and encodes 408 amino acids. Gene Ontology annotation, cellular component: nucleus.